AUUACCAUUGGACGGCCACCAUGUCGAAGGGGCUCGCUGGAUUGGCCGGCAGCUCACUGAGCCGUCAUGGGAUCAGGAAGACACUGAGAGGACUCGCGUGAUUGGAGAAGAACUCCAAGAGUCAUCGUCAGCCGGUGACGGCAUUGAAAUGGAUUAUUAUACCCGCCGGGAGCUCACCGCGUCGACACCGGGCGGCCAGCGCACGGAACAGACCUGCCCAAUCGGUGAGGAGAUUGCUGGAUUACCGCUGCUGGGAGGCCACCACAGCCCAAGGACUCUUUCCAUUGGGCAAGAGCACACGGAGUCAGUAUUGGACGACCGCCACAGUGAAAGGACUCACCCCAUUGGCCAGAAGCUGAUUGAAUUACCAUUGGAGGACCACCACAGUGAAAGGGCUCGUCCCAUUGGCCAGCAGCAGAUUGAAUUACCAUUGGAGGACCACCAGAGUGAAAGGACUCGCCCCAUUGGCCAGCAGCAGAUUGAAUUGCCAAUGGAGGACCACCAGAGUGAAAGGGCUCGCCCCAUUGGCCAAAACCUCACCGAGUCGCCGUUGGACGGGGGGACUCGCGCCAAGGGUGAAGGACUUCACGAGUCAGGGUCCGGUUUGACAUCGCUGGCGCCAGGUGACCAUCAGAAGGAAACGGUUCACUGCGCUGGCCAGGAACUCUCGGCGCCAACCCCGGGUGGCCCGCACGUCGAGGGGGCGCCGCCCCCCGUUGGCCGGGAAGACGUUGGCGACCGCCCGGACGACAGAGACCCCCCUGGCGACGGCCGGGCGGAGAGGAGGGACGGGGUCAGCGGAGGGCCCCGGGGCCCCUACGAUGGACGGGAGGAGGGAGGAGGGGAGGAGGUGGUGGACGGGCCCAGGGGCAAGGUGCAGGUCUACUUCCUGGUGGGCUGCCCGGAGGAAGCCGAGGAGGAGGGAUUCCGGAGGCGGGCAGCCACCCUCCCCGCGGGGAGGCCCAGCGAGGCAGGGAGCCAGAGGAGAGCUGGGGCCACCCUGAGGAGGCAGGACGCCCUGGAGGCGCAGGGCGAGGCGGGGUGGGAGGCCGAGGGGCACCCACCCCUGGCCAAGAGCAGCAGCUGCCCCACACCGGAGGAGCGGGAGACCGGGCCGGCCGAGAAUCCGUCGGACACACGGAGCGGGUCCCGGGACUGGCACCGCAGGGGCAUCCGCAGACCGUCCAUGGCCACCAUCAUCAUGCAAGGCGGCGAAGAGGGGAGCGCGGAGGGCAGCGCUCGGACCGAGACGCCGGACGCCGGGGGUUCCAGGCCCGGUGAGGUUAACCUUCGUCGGAGAGGGUCGAGAAUCCUGCAAAUCUGCCAGCCCCUCUAUCAGGAGUACAUCCACCAGGCGCUGGACCGGGAGAUCCGGAGGCAGAGGCCCAGUGACGCGUGUCCCUCGCCGGAGGGCCUCCGGGGCAGGCGGGGCCCCAGCCUGCUCCAGAGGGCCUCCCUGGGCAACCCCACGGGGCUGUGGAGGGACCUGCCGGAGGUGAGGAACAGCACCGACUUGGACAGCCUGAGUCCCGAGGAGAGCAAGCUGCAGGAGGUGAAGUUUGAGCUCAUCAGUUCCGAGGCGUCCUACCUCCGGAGUUUGGACAUCGCUGUCAACCAUUUCCAGGGAUCCAAGACCCUGAAUGCUCUCCUCGUGCCCCAGGAGAGGCAGUGGCUCUUCUCCAAACUGCCCGCCGUCAGGGCAGUCAGUCAGAGGUAGGAGGGCAAAUAACCCACCCCGUAACCC
Hypanus sabinus (Atlantic stingray) is the source of this 1744-nucleotide messenger RNA. RefSeq names its product rho guanine nucleotide exchange factor 19-like. Gene Ontology annotation, cellular component: nucleus; cytoplasm. Bases 149 to 1717 code for a protein of 522 amino acids. NCBI's taxonomy places the organism in Eukaryota, Metazoa, Chordata, Chondrichthyes, Myliobatiformes, Dasyatidae. The record is from RefSeq and is a predicted model, not a curated record. The transcript is spliced from 5 exons. Gene Ontology annotation, molecular function: guanyl-nucleotide exchange factor activity. Gene Ontology annotation, biological process: activation of GTPase activity.